Molecule: messenger RNA, 1083 nt
Organism: Symbiodinium necroappetens
Lineage: Eukaryota; Dinophyceae; Suessiales; Symbiodiniaceae
Source: the annotation of a GenBank genome assembly
AUGUGCAAAGCUGCCAUCACUGGUUCUACAGGUUGGGAAGACAAGGAGACAAAGGUCUUGAAGACAUUUCAGGCCUGGGACACAGAUGGGAACGGCUACAUUUCAAAGGAAGAGAUGACACGUGUUCUGUCUGAGCUAUGUUCAGCAUCUUCCGGGGAAGUUGAGGAAAUGUUGGCGAACGCUGACAUCGACCAAGAUGGAAAGAUUGACUAUGAGGAGUUGGUCCAUUGGAUUUGCAGAGCUCCAUACUUGGAGAAAUACUUCCAAGCCUCGCAUGACGUCUUCUUUUUCAACAUCCGGAAUAUGGACUCAGACUUGGAAGGUUUGGAAGAGGUGAGAGAUUUGAUUGAAGGAUCACUCCAUGAUCCCAAAGAGCGAUUGAAAAACAUCGUGGCAUAUUUUUCGGUUUUUCAACCACCAGGAAAGGUGAUGGAAGUUUUUUCGGCAUGUGCCCAGAAGGCACAGGGCCGAAUUGAUGCGCAGCUGACCCCUUUGAUCAAGUUGACUUUCGCCUACCAUGAUAAAGAUGACAGCGGUACGCUGAGCUAUGACGAGAGCAUCAUCUUCUUUGCCAACUUUGCUGCACUCUGUGAUCCAUACAUGGACUGCAUUUCACUCAUGGGCGCGGGUGCCAGCCCUACCCUGGAGUGGGGUGAGGAUGGGAUCCCCAAACCCAAUGGGAAAAUAAAAGUUAACAAACUUCAACAUUUCAGGGUCCUAACUGGCCAAGCGAGGCUAUGGGAAGAAUUCAAACGCAAAUAUUCCAGGUUGAAAGGUCAGCAGUUGAAGAACAUCGACCAACAUCACCAAAGCGCCUUCGAGUUGCUGAGCAAUGGCACGGGGAAAAUCCAAGAGGCCGACUUGAUCGAAGCCUUGCUUCCCGGGCACAAAAAGAACCGACAGUUCAUGGAAGCCUUGGGUUUGGCGGUCAUACUGGAUGCCAAAAUGGACAAGGGUAUGACUGACGAGGAGGCUGGUGGAAAGAUUGAUGCAAUAGAAGCUGAACUCAAAGAAAUGCAGGCUGGGAUGGAUGCAAUGGAGACGAAACUGAACGCCGAAAUGGGGGACUGCCCCCAGCAAUAA